AGCGCCGAAGGGAACAGUGGCACUCUCAGGAAGGUCAGGGGCUCCCGCACCGCAGGAAAGCCUGAAACCGAGGUUCCCAGCCUCUCUUCUCCCAGACCAGGCCUUUCAGCGCGAGCCUCCCUCCUUUCCACCUUGUUUUGAUAACAAACCCGCGUGAGAAGGGAAGAAGCACGCGCCUCCCCGACGCAGGUAAUAGGCUGUGGGCGGGCUUCCCUCAGCCUGACUCAAUCAGAGCGAAGUAAGGGCGGAGCCUCCGGCCGGGAACGGAGAGCCAGCAGGGCAGGCGGCAAGAUGGCGGCCAUCGCUGAACAGGAGUUGCCGCCCCUCUGCCUGGAGCAACUGCCCACUGACCCGCUCUUGCUCAUCCUAAGCUUCCUGGAUUACAAGGACCUUAUGAGUUGCUGUUUUGUAAGUCGUAGAUUAAAUCAACUUUCAGUCCAUGAUCCAUUGUGGAAGAGGCAUUGUAAGAAAUACUGGCUUUUGUCUGAAGCUGAGAAGUCUCGAAGAAAUAAGAGCUGGAAAGCAAUUUUCAUAGAUAUGUAUGCUGAUUUAGGAAGAUACAUUCAGUAUUAUGCUACACUUAAAAAAGCCUGGGAUGAUUUGGAAAAAUAUUUGUUGCAGCAUUGUCCUCGGAUGAUUAGUUCUUUGAAAGAGAGCGUUCAGGAAGACGAUCUAGAUGCUGUGGAGGCACAGAUUGGUUGCAAAUUACCUGAUGAUUAUCGAUGUUCAUUUCGAAUCCAUAAUGGUCAGAAGCUAGUUGUUCCAGGGUUGAUGGGAAGCAUGGCACUCUCCAAUCACUAUCGCUCUGAAGAUUUGUUGGACAUUGACACGGCAGCUGGGGGUUUUCAGCAGCGACUAGGACUGAAGCAAUGCCUUCCCUUAACCUUUUGCAUUCACACUGGAUUGAGUCAGUAUAUGGCUCUGGAGAGCGUGGAGGGUCGCAAUAAUUAUGAAAUCUUCUACCAAUGUCCAGAUCAAAUGGCCCGUAAUCCAUCUGCAAUUGAUAUGUUUAUCACAGGUAAUUCUUAUUUGGAAUGGUUCACCUCCUAUGUAAACAAUGUAAUAACAGGUGGCUAUCCAAUCAUCCGAGACCAGAUUUUCAGAUAUGUUCAUGAAAAAGACUGUGUAGCAAAAACAGGAGAUAUUACUGUCUCAGUUUCCACAUCUUUCCUGCCUGAACUCAGUUCUGUACAUCCGCCUCAUUACUUCUUCACUUACAGAAUCAGAAUUGAGAUGUCCAAAGAUGCACUUCCAGAGAAGGCUUGUCAAUUAGACAGCCGGUAUUGGAGAAUAACAAAUGCCAAAGGUGAUGUGGAGGAGGUUCAGGGUCCUGGAGUAGUAGGAGAAUUUCCAAUAAUUAGUCCUGGUCGAGUCUAUGAGUAUACUAGUUGUACUACAUUUGCUACUACAUCAGGAUACAUGGAAGGAUACUAUACAUUCCACUGUCUGUACUACAAAGAUAGAUUUUUUAAUGUUACCAUUCCUAGAUUUCACAUGGUUUGCCCAACAUUCAAAGUAUCCAUAGCACGUAUGGAAACCAACCAUAAUGAUUGUGCUAUGGAUGAGGAUGAAGACUCAACGGAUACAGACGAAUAUGAAGAUAGACACAGAAUUCUAGACAUUCCCAUUCCUUCUGGGCGUUGUCCACGUCAGACCUGAUCAAACGUUUAAAAUAAUGUUUGGGGUUCUGUGGAUAGAUGAUUGUAUAUGUGUGUAUGUAUGCACACACAUACAUAUAUAUAAAUAUACACACCUGUGUGUGUAUGUAUCUGAUAAAUAAAUAAAAAAUAUUUCACAGCGGAGCAACUAAUAUGAAUGCUGGUACUGGUUCUGGCUUGUACCUGAUCAGGUAUACAAAAAAGAUUUUUAUCUUUUAUUUGUUUUUGAAGAUGAAUUUGUGAGGUAAAGAUGGAAAUGCAGUAGCAUGGGAAGCUUUAUUAUUCCAAAAAACUUUACAUUUGGGAGUGCUUUAGUACUGUACAUAUAAAAGUUAUUUAAAUGUAGAAUGGUGCUUGGUAUUCUUUUUUAUAUAAAACUGUAAUGGCAAAUAAAAUAGUAAUAAUAGGCAUGCCAUUUUUGCAACAGUUUUGUAUUGUUACCUCUGUCAUAAGUGAAUGAAAUAUUUGAAGUUUAUAUCUAUAACCUUUAGGUUAAAUUGGGUAUUCUUGUAUGUGUUAAAAUUAGGAUAUAUAGCAGGAAACUAAAAUGAUUAGAAAAAAGCUGGUCAUGUUUUUAAUCCUGCAUUCAUUCUCUGAUAAUAUAUAAGUCUUCUGCAGCUUUUCUUCACUUUGGUUGAGCUGGCCCAGAUUAUGAAAUGUUUGCCUCCUGAAAUGUGGGAUGUACCAUCUUGCCUAUUGCAUUUUCUCAUCUAUUAUAUAAUAUAAAUAUGUAAAGAGUUUGUUUUCCAUCCUUCAAAUGCCGUUUAUCUAUUGUAAUAAGUAAUUAGAAUUUUGAUUUAAAGAUAAACCUUCUGUCUUUCCUGAA
Candoia aspera is the source of this 2484-nucleotide messenger RNA. RefSeq names its product F-box protein 3 (gene FBXO3). Lineage: Eukaryota; Metazoa; Chordata; Lepidosauria; Squamata; Candoiidae. Gene Ontology annotation, cellular component: cytoplasm. Bases 292 to 1659 code for a protein of 455 amino acids. Gene Ontology annotation, molecular function: protein binding. The transcript is spliced from 11 exons. The record is from RefSeq and is a predicted model, not a curated record.